This is a messenger RNA of Ornithorhynchus anatinus (platypus), 957 nucleotides long. Its product is annotated as vomeronasal 1 receptor ornAnaV1R3166. Gene Ontology annotation, molecular function: pheromone receptor activity. Gene Ontology annotation, biological process: G protein-coupled receptor signaling pathway. The coding region runs from base 1 to 957 and encodes 318 amino acids. The transcript has a single exon. Lineage: Eukaryota; Metazoa; Chordata; Mammalia; Monotremata; Ornithorhynchidae. The record is from RefSeq and is marked inferred. Gene Ontology annotation, cellular component: membrane.
AUGGAUUCCACUGAGAUCUCUUUGGGAAUUGUGAUUGUGUUACAGUUCAGCAUAGGGCUGUCAGUCAACGUUUUCCUUCUCCUGUUUUAUGCUCGGGUGGUCUCCGCCAGCCCAAAGCCCAGCUCCUCCGACCUGAUCCUUACCCACCUGACCUUGGCCAACACCAUCAUCCUCCUCGCCAAUGGAAUCCCUGAGACCUUGUCAUGCUGGGGAUGGAAAAACUUCCUGGAUGAUGUCGGAUGUAAAACCCUCAUGUACUUUGGUCGAGUGGCCCAGGGACUUAUCGUCUGCACCACCUCUCUCCUGAGCAUCUUCCAGGCCGUCACCAUCAGCCCCGGCACCUCCCGAUGGGCGGGGAUCAAAGCCAGACUCCCCAAGUGCAUCAUCCCCUCCUUGAUCAUCUUCUGGAUUCUCAAUCUGCUGAUAGACAUUAACAGCGCUAUAUAUAUGAGAGGUCCCCGAAAGAAUGGCAGUGCUGGAAUUGUACUGGAUCUGAAAUAUUGCUCAAAGGUCAUUGCCAGUGCAGAAAUCAACCUGAUCAUUUCGGUCAUGCUCUCCUUUAGGGAAAUAUUCUUCGUGGGACUCAUGAGCUUGGCCAGCGGCUACAUGGUGUUCGUCCUGCACAGACACCACCAGCGGGUACGACACCUCCACGGGCCCGGACGCUCCCCCGGAGAGACGCCCGAGGUCCGAGCAGCCAAGAGGGUCGUUGCCAUGGCAACCCUCUACGUCCUCCUCUAUGUAAGACAGACCAUCAUGCUGAGCAUCAUCCUAAACCUCGAAGAGAAGUCUCCUCGGCUGGUGAAUGGCCACAUGGUCUUUUCCCUCACCUUCUCCACUCUCAGUCCCUUCUUGAUGAUCCACAGCGAUGGGAGGAUGAGGGCGUUCUGGAAAAAGGAAGUUCCGAUUCCAACCCCGAUCCCUCCUAGGCUUCCAGAGAAGCCAGCCGACCUCUGA